Carassius auratus (goldfish) is the source of this 4247-nucleotide messenger RNA. RefSeq names its product kinesin light chain 2-like. Gene Ontology annotation, molecular function: kinesin binding. The transcript has 14 exons. Gene Ontology annotation, cellular component: cytoplasm; kinesin complex. The record is from RefSeq and is a predicted model, not a curated record. Gene Ontology annotation, biological process: microtubule-based movement. The coding region runs from base 283 to 2127 and encodes 614 amino acids. NCBI's taxonomy places the organism in Eukaryota, Metazoa, Chordata, Actinopteri, Cypriniformes, Cyprinidae.
AAACACAAACACAAACAUCAGCCAUUUUCAGUUUGCUGUGGUCAUCCUCCCUCACUCCAGCACAAAUAUCUGCCAAUCUAUCACACUGAAAGGGACGAGAAGGAUGGACGAAGCGGAAGCGGGUGAGCGCGCACACGGGCGUCUGUUUUGCUGAGCGCGUCGCCGGGAUUCGUCUGAUUCACGUCUCAUAUCGUUUUAUUGGAGCGAGUGUGAAUCCAUCCCAUCACAUAGUUUACUCGCUCGAGUUCAGGAGAAGCGGAUUAUUAAAGCGUCCCACGGCUGAUGUCCACCAUGGUGUACCCACGAGACGAGGCGCUGGAGCGUCUGACGCAGGACGAGAUCGUGCUGAACACUAAAGCAGUGAUGCAGGGUUUGGAGACGCUGCGAGGGGAACACGCUCAGCUCCUCAACUCUGUCCUGGACUGUGCUCCGCCUCCCGUCGCACAGGAGAGGUCCAGCCUGCUCCGAAAGAGUCUGGAGGACAUCGAGCUGGGGCUCGGAGAGGCGCAGGUGAUCAUCGCUCUGUCUGCUCACCUGAGCGCCGUGGAGUCGGAGAAGCAGAAGCUGCGUGCUCAGGUGCGUCGUCUCUGUCAGGAGAACCAGUGGCUGCGGGACGAGCUGGCCAGCACUCAACACAAGCUGCAGAAGAGCGAGCAGAGCGUGGCCCAGCUGGAGGAGGAGAAGAAGCACCUGGAGUUCAUGAACCAGAUCCGGAAGCUGGACGGGGACGCCUCGCCCUCCGAGGAGAAGACGGGAGAGAAGGAGAAGGACAAUCUGGACGACCUGUUUCCAAACGACGACGAGCCGGGGCCAGCUCAGCCCAGCGGUGAAGCGGCGGCGCAGCAGGGGGGCUACGAGAUCCCGGCCCGUCUCAGGACGCUUCAUAACCUGGUGAUCCAGUACGCCUCUCAGGGACGCUACGAGGUGGCCGUGCCGCUCUGCAAACAGGCUCUGGAGGACCUGGAGAAGACCUCCGGACACAACCACCCAGACGUGGCCACCAUGCUCAACAUCCUCGCCCUGGUCUACAGGGACCAGAACAAGUAUAAAGAGGCGGCUCACCUGCUGAACGACGCUCUGGCCAUCAGAGAGAGGACUCUGGGGAGAGAUCACCCCGCUGUGGCCGCGACCCUCAACAACCUGGCCGUGCUGUACGGCAAGCGCGGGAAACACAAGGAGGCCGAGCCGCUCUGCAAGAGAGCGCUGGAGAUCCGAGAGAAGGUUCUGGGUAAGUUCCACCCUGACGUGGCGAAGCAGCUCAAUAAUCUGGCUCUGCUGUGUCAGAAUCAGGGCAAGUAUGAGGAAGUGGAGUAUUAUUACCGCAGGGCGCUCGAGAUCUACGAGAACAAACUGGGCGCAGACGACCCCAAUGUGGCCAAGACCAAAAACAACCUGGCCACGUGUUACCUGAAACAGGGCAAAUUCAAAGACGCAGAGACGCUUUACAAGGAGAUCCUGACCCGCGCGCAUGAGAAACAGUUCGGAUCUGUCAACAAUGAUAACAAACCAAUCUGGAUGCAUGCAGAGGAAAGAGAAGAAAGCAAGGGUAAGAGGAAGGACCCGGGUCCGUACGGUGAAUACGGCAGCUGGUACAAAGCAUGUAAAGUGGACAGCUCGACUGUUAACACCACGCUGAAGAGUCUGGGUGCUCUGUACCGCCGGCAGGGCAAGCUGGAGGCCGCCGAGACGCUGGAGGAGUGUGCCACGAAAAACCGCAAACAGGGCAUCGAUGCCAUCAAUCAGAGUAAGGUGGUGGAGCUGCUGAAGGAUGGAGGCGGUGCUGGAGGAGACAGACGUCAGAGUCGGGACGGAGUAAACGCCCGAGGAGACUGUGAUGGAGAUGAAGCCGAGUGGAGCGGGGAUGGUAACGGCGGGCUGCGCAGGAGUGGCUCGUUCGGGAAGAUUCGGGAAGCACUGCGGCGCAGCAGUGAGAUGCUGGUGAAGAAGCUGCAGGGCAGCGGCCCUCAGGAGCCACGAAACCCCGGGAUGAAGAGGGCGAGCUCCUUAAAUUUCCUCAACAAGAGUGCAGAAGAAACCUCACAGGAAUAUACCAGCGGUCUGUCAGAAUCCAGAGGACUGAGCGCUAGUAAUGUGGACCUGACCAGACGCAGCUCUCUGAUCAGUUAGAGACGACGUCUGAACGUGAAAAAGGAACCAAACGCAGAGGCUGUUUGCUACCUACUUGAAUCGAAAAUACCAUUAAAUUAUACUUAUUACAAACGUUAUCCUAAGAAAAAGAUCUUAAAAGCAAACACAUCUCUUUUAGUUACACUUCGGUUGCAAAAAUCUGGGAUUCAUCUCUCUGCUUCGCCACUAGCGAGAUCAAACGCAAUGUAGCAUGCUAUAUCGCCUACUAAACCACAGACAUCCAGUGGUGGAAUUACAUCAAUGCAUGGCGUCAAAAUCGCGAAGUUUAGCACACAAUGAUCAAGUUAUCAAAGCAUACAUUUGCCAUUUAGAAAACAAAGUUAAUAUAUAGUAGAUGCUAACAGCUUCCACGAAACGACCUCACUGAGUUGAAACGGUGCGAAAAAUUACUACUAAUGCAUUUACGAAAAAUAUGAGCGUUGAAAUUCGAGAGCACUGACUGGUACGACCUCACUUUUGCCUUUUGAGUUUAAUGUAUAUGAUGAUUUAAAUUAUUUAAGGUCUUUGUGUUUUCGCGAAAUUAGCGCACAAGGAUUUCGUUUACACUGUAGUUGUACGUCUGUCCUGGAGCGACUGGAAAUCGCGUUGAAUGUUACAAUGAAGGAUUUCUGCUUUACGAUUUAAAGCUGAUUCGAGCUAGAGCUCUUAUUUAUUAGCGAAUCUAGAUUCAGAAUACAAACGCUCAGUCAUUUUAUCUGAUUGCGAGGCAAACUCCUCCAGCUCUGCGGUCAAAUCGGUGGAAAAGGCCAAACCUAUACAACUGGAAUUUUCCAUCAGUUUACGUGUUUUUUAUUUUAUUUGAUUUUCCAGCCACUGGAAUAUAAGGAUGUGAGUAAAACAGACAAAUCCUCUUGUUUUUGUUUUUAUCUUUUCAUGUUCAUACAUUGCCAAUCCUAACAGGAACAACAAAUGUCUUAUAAGUGUACUUGUAUGUAAACGUUUGCACCUUUUUGUGACUCACUUGCCCAUUUUUUACAUUGAUUUAAGGAUGUGUGUGUUUGAUUUUUGGUUUAUUUGCUCGAUUUUUCUUGUGUUCAUCGGAGGCGAGUGAUCUCUGUAUGUGCAGACGACACUAGCUUUGGGAACCAGCCAUACAAAUGAGCCAAUCUUAUAAAUAAAUGUCAUAUUUCACCUUAAAUCAUAUGCAAUCACAUUUUGCAUAAAGAUUUUUGUUUUGUUCUUCUUCUUUGUAUUGCCAGAUUACUUUCAUUAGUUAAGCACAUUUUUCCUCCAAUUUCUAAUCACAAAAGCUAUACAUUAUAUAGCUAUACAUUAAAAGCCCCAAAAUAAGGAAUGCAACAACUACUAUUAGAUUUAAUAAUUCAUUGAAAUGUAAUUUAUUUGCCACUGUGCGGUAGUUUUGUAAUUUACAGUAUUACAUUAUUAAGAAUUUAGGGGUUUAGUGCUUGGUUGUAAUUAAUAUCACAAUGCUAAACGUCUUUAUUAUGCUCAGUUUUCCUAAAAAUAUACUGUAUUCUGUGUAAUUGUUUACUUUUGGUUUUGCUGUGAAAUAUGACACAAGUUUGUGAGAUUUUCUCAAACAGAAUUUGCAAAAAGUAAUGCGUUGAUGCUGAUGAUGAUGUUUGGAUGAGCUGAACAAAAACAAAUGUUCUAGAAAGCGCUCGAGUGAUGAGAGAAGAAAAAGUCCGAUAGAUACAAAUUGAUUGUAAAAUACUGAAUUUUUGACUCACUUGUGACCACAAACACACACACACACACACACUUGUGUAUCCUCCACAUGCUAGCACAGACAGGUAGUUUGUAAUAACGCCGUGUUUACACCACUUAUGAAUGUGACCCACCUUUGGCUGUCUGUCAUGUUUUCUGAUGAUUUGUGAAGCCUCCCUCUCGCCACAUGACCGUUAUUAACGGUCUCAGCGGUUAGAGUGCACACCUCCGCACUGAUCUCAGAACAGCGCCCCCUGUCCCGCUCAGAGCGCGCUGCGGUGUUAGAAGCAGCUCGUCGUCCCCAGAUCAGCGAUGAAGGAACACGGCUCUGCUGAUCUAGUCUUUCCUCACAGAUGUGUUUCACUUGUGAACGAGGACAACCUCCUGUGUGUUUUAAUAAAGGAUCGGAAUAAACUCUGCUUUUCAAACCA